AAAGCCAUCUUCUGCCCGCUCAAUUAUCAGGAUCCCUUGUGGAAACUGAAAAUAAUACUUUGCUCAUGAAUGAUCAGCAGUCUAGUGAUCUCAUCCGACCUUUACUUUAAUGUGGCUUAUCCAAAGCUUUUUAUGCUUAUCCAAACUUUGGCUCCGGACCGCGCUGCGAACCCGAGCUAUUUGGGGCAAAUCCUGGUGACCUCUCUUCCAGCUUGCUCUCUUCAGGAGGAUGAAGAGAGGAUUACUAGCCCAUGGACGGGGUGUCCCAAGCCAGCAAAUAAAAGAGUCCUCCCCGUCUUGGAGCUGAUUUCUAAAGUCAGUCAUGUGUGCUUGAGGAUCUUUCUGUGCCCAGUCUCGGAGACCAGUUCUCCAGGAGACAGAUGGCCUGCGGGCUGCUUUGGUCUCCAGAAAUACAGAGUCAGCCGCAGCACUUAAAAUAGUUCUUAAAAUAGUUCUCUCUCUCUUUUUUUUUUCUUCUUUUUUUUUUUUUUUUUUUUUCCUUAAACAAUUUUGCUCUAGAUUUGCCCAGCAACUACAGAAGCAUUUUCAUUCAUGUUAUUUUGAUAACUGGGAAACUAAGGUCAAGGUGGCCACAAGCCCCAGUCAGGCAAAGGAAAUGGGAUUGGAGCCGAUGGCUGAAAUUAGGACAAGGUUUAGCGAUGUUGCUGCCAUUGGAAUUUUGCCCUGGUUGAAGUGCGGUGCCUGCAGACAGACACCAACCCUCAGGUUAUAUACUCAGAAACCCCAUCCAAAGGAACUCUUUUUGCCCACACACAGAAGGUCACAGAAGACGCUGGUCCAAGUCAGUGACCUGAGAGAAGAUGUUCCUUGGAAAUUGCACUUUAUUUUCCCUGACCCAAGUAGCAGCACUUUAAGGUGUCAGCCCGUCGUGAAGUGUGGAGUUUGCUCAGCUACGUCUGUCACUGCUGGCCAGAUCUCCCUGUGUCCAAACACUAGAUCUGCUAGACAUUCAUUCCCACUCCAGGUCCCUGCCCCUGGGACAGAAAGGAUGGCAUUUCUCCGGGGAUGCAGCCGGGGAGCGCUGGAGCAGUGCUGCGAACGUACACCAGCCUUCCCCGUGGGGUUAUUUACACUCUGUGAAUUUCACCUAUGGAAAACAACUCUCUGGUGGAUCUUCCUAGGGAUAAAUGCAACUGUCCAGAUAAUUCCAGCUCGUGAAACAGUUCUACUGUAUUUUAGCAGCUGAUGGGCUCAGGCUGACCCUGAGCCGUCCCACGGAGCCCACACCUUUCCUGGCUGGGGUGCUGCCCCCUCCGAUACCCUCCGCUGCCGCUGCCUGGGGAGCUCCUCGGGAAAAGCUCCGGCAUUUCAGGGCAGCGGAGCCGGAGGACACGGUGAAGACCACAGGAACAACACAAAAACGGCUGAGGGCCUCUUCUGACCUUUUGCUCUUUACUUGAUUGCCUGUUUCUUUAAAGUGAAUUUACUUACGGGUUUUUUUUUUUAUUUAGUUUUUUCUCCUGCUAUCCCCAUGAGGCAUUCUUUCCUAUGAGUCAUGCACACCAUAAAGAAAUUACUGUUUGGCUCAAAGUUCUGCUCCCAUGCCUGGAAUCAACAUUUUUUUCAGUGAGAGAUAGGAAAUGAGCUGAAUUUGUGGGUGAUUCAUUAUUUACUAUUUUGACCUGAGAUGUGUUUUUACCACUAGCUUUAAAAGAAAAGAAAACCAUACACUAAAAUCCCUAAAACACAAGGCCAAAGCUACAUGUGACUCAAGACACUAAACAUGCUCUUUAAUUGUUUCUUUACAUCAUAUACAGUAAUAACCCCUUAUAACAUUUGACGUUGAUUUUACAUUUUAUGAGGAUUAUUAGUGUGAUUAAUUUUAUUCCGGAAUGGUAUCUUAGUUAUUUAAAAUACCGUUCAAGAGUAUAUUUUCUCAUAUGGCUCAGAAACAUGGUAUUGCUUAUGCAUUUAUAUUCUUUUCUGUGUGUAUGAUACAACAUAAUAAGGCAGUUUUUAAACACCUAUAUAGCCUGGAUGUAAAAAAUCAUACAGGUAUAUAUAAACAGAUCGGUCCUGGGCACUACAGCCCAUCUAAGCUCAGAACUCCAAAUUUGGAAUAAAACAGAAUUCCAGAUGAUAAAAGAGCAAAUCAGACCAAAACCUGGAGACCGAAAUGCGAUGUAAUAGCCAGAGGCAGAGCGCCAGAAGCCAAUUCCAUCGGGGACGGUUAGAAGGGCCCCAGCAAAAAGGUUAAGAAUUGGAGGAACACACAGAGACCUUCUCAUUAGCAGGAUUUUAAGGGUAUUUUAGUAUUAACUCCAGGUGGAUUAUAACCGCUUCCAGUUGCCAGACAAUUCCAGCAUUGCUAUUUGCCUGAGCUCCAGCCCAACGGGCAGACCCCGAAGGCAGCCCAGCCCAGUCCAAGCCACCAAAAUUUUCCUGGAAGCCAAGAAGGUGGAACCUAACCACUGCUGCCUGUAGUAGGGAUAUUUGCAAUCUACCUGGAAAGGUCACUCCUGGGAUCAAAGGCAAUCACAGACCGCCCGGAGACAGGAUUUCUUCAAUCAUACGACUGCUGAGGGUUCGCUAAACACCAAGGUUUGCCCAUUUUUCUUCAACGCUGCCAGUUGGGGUAUUGAAACGUACCUUCUCUUCCCUACAGGCUCGCACCUCAGUAUGUCAAACCAUUUGUGGCUCGGAAGGGUUGACCCUCCUCCAUCUUCAUCACAAAGAGCACUGAUGUCCUUCUCCGGACACGUGGAGGUUGUGUACGGGUCACAGCUCUGCUCAGCUUAGGACCCCACUGUGGGUCUGUAAAUCAACCGCGACUACAUGAACACCAUGAAUCAGCUCUUCACUUCAAGGAGUGAAAAUAAAAUCCGGACCAAGCUCUGAAAGCCUUGCUUGAACCCUUUGCAAGUCACUUUCUAAAAUUAGAUUUAGACAUUUAGGUCAUUAUAAAGCAGAUGCUGCCACCAAAUUUGUUUGGAUGUAAAACUCACUGCGGCACUUUUGCCAGUAGAAACAAAUUAGAAAAUGCUGGCUAGCUCAUCAAAUCCUACUGAUUUAUUCAUUUCGAACUAAAGCAGUUGCAGAAAGUUCUUAAGUACUGCGUCUCUAUCCUUGGCAGAAACUCAUGAAAAAGGCAAUGAUUUUAAUUUUUACUGCAGGAAAUGGAACACAUCUGGGAUCAAGAAGUCUCUUUUAUGGUGGCCAUCACUUCAGGUGGGAGGGGAGGAGGAGGAAGAGGGGAGGAGGAAAUUAAUUUCCCAGAAAAGGCCACAAUAUAUUUUAAAAAAUAUAUAAACUAAAAUAUUGUUCAGAAUGAUUUCUCUUGGUUGAAGUGAACAUUAUCUGUUUUGUUCUCCCAGGAUAGCUUCUGGAUUUGAAGAUGGGUUUUUACAGGGCAGCUAGCAUUUCUGAUUUAACUAAUAUUUUUGCAACCAUGUCGAGAUACGAUUGUGUGGAAAUGAGAUUGCCUUUCUAUGGUCCAUGCAAGCAGACGGAGGAAAGUAGAAGCUACCAGUGACCUCUUCUCCCACAAAAGCCACCCAAUAUAUGCACAGUGUUGCCAAGCUGCAAUGUUUUCACAAGUCCCAUGAUUUUUAGUUGGGAGGAAGAAUGGGUUUAGAAGCCCCACACCCUGGAAGCAGCUAAAUCGGCAUGUACCACCCUAAAAUAUCUCGCAUCGCAGUAAGCCAGAGUUAAACAGGCAGAGCCCCUAAACUAUAAUUUACAAACAACAAUAACAUUUUAAGCCAUCCCACCAUUUUUGGAGUCUGAAUGUCAGUGUGUACAACCAGCACACAAACAGCAUCUAACAUUUUCCUAUUUCUGCUUGGCUGCGACUACUUCAAACAAUUACUUCAGAAGGAUUUGAUGUCCAACUGGGCAUAUGCUGUGCUGCUUGUGGUGAGGAAACCAGGGGCCUGUUGACCGUCAGUGGACACGUCAGGGAUGAUCUCUUAAUUACCGGACCCGUUGAGGCUGUUCUAGCUGCAAGAGCUGUCCUGAGGCUUCCCUCCCACUCUUCGUCAGGAGUAGAGGUGAGGGGAUCUCUGCUCCCCGUUCAAAGGGACUGUCCUCAGCUCAAUCCGCUCGAGGUGUUAGGGCUCUUUCGCUAAUUCAAAGCAGGCCCAUUUUUAGUCUUUCUCAUCUCGAAUGAGUGAUUUGGGGAAGAUGUAGCGGAUCUUACAAACCGUGACACUACUCAAACCCAACGCAGGACUGCGGCGACUGAGGCUCUCGCAAGCUCCUGCGGAGGAAACGAGAUCUCAAUGGCAUUUCUGUCUCAUUUCUGAAGGAGCCCGGCCCCGUUCCUCUUCCUUCUCAGAACACAAACAAUGUGUAGAACAGAAUAUAUAUUGCUACUGCGAGCUGGGGUUUUGUUCAUUGUUAAUGACAUGAAAAAUACAGACUUUUCACACAGUUUUCUUUGUAAAGCCAACAGUUGGCUACAAGCAAAUGCUCUGUAAGGACAGGAUGCACAUUACAGGGAAGAAUGCUACUGGACUGGCCAAGUCAGGUCCGCAAAACCAGUGAAAUGACAUGAUUAAAACUUCCUGUGCAAUCUCAAUUCCGGGCCCUUUUGCAUAAGCUUUAUAAUAAAUAAUUAAAGAACCAUUUUUGUCACCACAUCCCUGUUUCAGAGUGGAAAAGCAUUCCAAAAAUGAGGUGUCUGCAUGUUCUGUCUUCUUGUUGCCUGCUGCAUCUUGCAAUAUGCUGUUUAAACACUUUCUUGAAAUCAUGAUACUUAAUGUCACCAUCAGGUUUAUGAUGGUUGUCAUCUCGGUCUUGCCCAGUGAACACUGCAGAUGUUUAUUAAUAAUGUACUUUCAUACUAAUUUGAGGUGUGAAGAUUCAACUCCUCUGAAUUCCCCCCCUUGGGGGAACAAGGGCAGAGGGAAAUGAACAUCAGAAGUGUCCACCUUCUCUGCUCAGCUGCUGCCUCCAGCUUGGGGUUCCUUCAGAGAAUUUAGAUGUAUGUAGCAUUUCAUUUAUUUGACACGCAACUUUAGCUGACCCCAGUUACAACGAGUUAUUGACAGCUCUGGAGCUCUGAAUCAGAGGUCUCCAGAAAUUAAACCAUGAAUAACUGGUGACUAUGUGGGGAAUUGAUUAAGGGACCAGGUGUUAGAGGCAACCCAGCCUCUUUUUCCUAAAUAAGCCUGAUUCCUGCCCGGAACAGGUCCAUCCUCUGCAGGGAAACAGGCAGCUGUCAUGUAGGAAAAAGAAAAAGUAGUAUCACAGAACUGCCGUUCAUUGGGCUGAUUUAUGUGAGGCUGAUCUAAAGCUGAACAAGUUCCCUUUUGGGGUAUUCUUAACUCAUUUUCAUAUUUUAAUGUGCCUUUGUGUAUGACUUCCCUUAUGUCUAGUUGUGAUAACCACACGAGGAGAGGUGAUGCUACCCGGAGGGACUGGGUCGUCUUUCGCACGUGUACCGUUACCCACUAGAGUGCACGUUCUGGGUUGAAAAGAGUAAAUAUGGGAAAGGCUCAUCAAAAGCACAGCUGUUACCUAGAAUUUCAUGGUGAGGAGACAGAACGGAUUUGUGUUCGGACACGAGACCUGGAGUGAAAUUCAGCAGUAUGGCUUGGAGGGGCUGGUUCAGAACAAAAGAGAAAGAGGAUCUGGGGCUUUUCCAGUGACACCCUUGCUGUUGCAAUAUUUUAAAAGGUCAUAGUGAAAAAAAUCCAUUUGCUGGAUACUCGUCUGGGUUUCCACCACGACUCACUGGAUGAGCGAGCCCACAUAACGUAAUUAAUUUGCACCCUGGAAUUCACGUCUGCUCAGGAGGCUGAAUUUCAGAGCAUUUCAGCGCAUUUCUUACUUGUUUUUCUUAGGCUGAGCUCUUCCAGCGUGGCUGCGUCUUUCAGGUGUGGCACAUUGUUUGUGUGAGACCUGAGGUGGGAUUCAAUAAAAGCCAGUCAAGCCACAGACAACACGCACCUCAAAGGGAAAAGGUGCUAUGAAGCAUUAAUGCUUAUUUACCCCGGAAAGAAGCAGUUCAAACAACAUGUUUUCUUCCAGAGUUAAGAUGAACUUGCUGUUUAACUCCUUUAUUACCAAAAGCUGCUGAAUUCCCAGGCAAUAGCAUGGCUGAGACAAAUCACCAUUUCCUCUGCAGAAAAUGGAAGUGGCGUACAAUUGUUCUUUUUUCUUUCUUUUUUUUUUUUUUUUUUUUUUUUUGGUGGGAAAAACAACUUCUGAGUUCCUUUACCACUUUCUGAGCUGAGCUACAAUGGGGCCCAGCCAACCGUGACCUUUCACAAUGUGGGGGAGGAGAUAUGAUGGAGUUACAGCUCGUUUCUCAUUUCUGAUGAUCCCUUUGCAAAAUAGUACCUGUGUUUCCAGGACCCACGAAUGCACAGCUACUUGGAGAAGCGAAUGAUUAAUCUUUCUCUUUUAUGUCCUUCAGAAGCUGUGGCAGUGGCAGUGUUCAGCCAACCCAUAAGUAUAUAAUUUUUUUUUUUUUUCUUUGCAAUCAGAGCAUUUACAUGGCUUUAAAGUGCAUCAGCAAAAGGCAGCAUAUGGAAAAUUCUGAUUGAAAACAUAUGGGAAGUUGCAUCAGAAGCAGAGACUUUUUUCUCUUGCCUUCUGCGGAUGUUGAUUUGCUCCACUCACAACUGUUUGGGGAAAUACAAGGAAAAUACAUUUCCUUUUCUGCCUAGUGCUAUCUAAGCCCCGUGGAUUGACAAUUUCAGCGUUACUGUGAUCUCUACCACGUUCUGCCAGCUGAGAGCCUUCUUUAGCUUGAAUCGCGUGUUGCCUAUUAAUAAUUACUCAACAAAAGUUUAGUUAUGUAUUAUUCAUAGCUUUUUUUUUGAAGUCGUUGACACCACCUGCACUUAACUCUGAAAACCAGUCCUGAAUCAGCUUUCACAGAUCUCUGCCAGAUUUGGGUGUCACCAGAUGAAAAACAUAAUUAUUACAGUAAACCAAUUUUUUUACUUUUUUCCUUCCUAGAGCUAAUUGUUUUAAUUAUUUACCACUUUGUUUCCUACUAGUAACCAGCUGCUUCUUCUUGCCCUGCCUGUAAAUGUGUUUAUUUGUUAAUGCCAGAGAUAGAAAGAGAAGCUGCUGCUGUAAGAGUGGAAAGAAUCUUAAAUCAUCUUCAGUCCUGGUCUGCAUCUGGCACAGUCUCAUUCAUCUAACACAGCCUACAUGGGUCUGUAAAUCAGACAGGGCCCUACAUUCUCGCACCAACAAAAAAAUCGAAGUGAAUCAACUAUGGACUUAGGAAAGAGCGUUAAUGAUUACAGAAGGCUAAAUUGCUGGCAUUACAUGUAGUACAGCUUUCUUUUCAUUUACAUCCCAGGCUGCUACAAUUCAUUAGUGUAAAUAGCAAAAUCUUAAAUAUACCUUUCAGUUCAUGAAGCAAAUAAAGGUCCAAUUUAACAAGGGUGGUUUAUGCAAUUUAAUUUUUUUUUUUUUUCCUGCCCCCAGACAAGAAAAAAACCAAGAAAAAAAGACUGAUCUGGCAAGAGCUGGACGCCCAGUGUCCCGGUGCGUGUGCCUGUGCCAGGUGCUGCUCCUUUUAGCACAACAGAAAAAAGACGGCUGCAGCCGGUGCCGCUGGAUUUAUAAGCACAGAAAGCUUUUAAUUUCAUUUCAAGCAUUCAAAUUCUGGUUUUGUAACAAGCCGCAGCAAGCCCCGGGUGCAGCAGGGCUGAGCCCGGGCAGGGGGCUGUGGCAGGGGGGCCGGUGGGUCUUGCGGGGGGACGUGAUGCAGGAAGGUAGCCUGAAAUCACCUUUUCUAGCCAGUCUGUCCAGGCAUUUGUCAUUCCUUCUCAAUCACUUUAUUUGCAUGGGAUCAAAGGCAGUGUUUGUUCUAACAUUAACUUCAAGCAGUACUUUAAUAAAGGCGUUAUUUUCUACUUGGA
Messenger RNA from Aquila chrysaetos chrysaetos, 7847 nucleotides. RefSeq names its product BTB domain containing 16 (gene BTBD16). The transcript is spliced from 6 exons. Lineage: Eukaryota; Metazoa; Chordata; Aves; Accipitriformes; Accipitridae. Bases 617 to 1207 code for a protein of 196 amino acids. The record is from RefSeq and is a predicted model, not a curated record.